Hyalella azteca is the source of this 4840-nucleotide messenger RNA. It is a transcript of the gene GCS2alpha, whose product is annotated as neutral alpha-glucosidase AB. Bases 172 to 3447 code for a protein of 1091 amino acids. The record is from RefSeq and is a predicted model, not a curated record. The transcript has 20 exons. Lineage: Eukaryota; Metazoa; Arthropoda; Malacostraca; Amphipoda; Hyalellidae. Gene Ontology annotation, molecular function: carbohydrate binding; alpha-glucosidase activity. Gene Ontology annotation, biological process: N-glycan processing; carbohydrate metabolic process.
UCAAGUUUGUAGUAUUAUGUGAUAAUAUAGCAAUAGGGUUUAUUAUAGGCAUCUUGUUACCAAUUUUAUUAUUUAUACCUUACCAAUUUAUCUUUAGAAUUGUCUUGUUACCAAUUUAUACAAUUCUAAAUUUAUUGAAAUAAUUAUUUUAUCUAUUGUAUUACAGUUAGCAUGUUAUUGCCUUUAUUAACAAUUUGUAUAGCCAGCUCAGUCUUGGCUGUUGACAGAAACAACUUCAAAACAUGUCAACAAAGCAGCUUUUGCAGGCGUCAGCGAGCUGUGGUGCCCCACAACAGUCCCUACUCUGCCCUGCUGGAGACGCUCUCUCACUCGCCUCAGGCUGGUGUCAGUGUGGACGUACGCAAUGACCUCAACAGUGUUUUGUUCACACUGCAGCUUGUGCCCCUCAAGGACAAUGUGUUCCGCUUCAUCAUGGAUGAAAAAUCACCACUUCAUCCUCGCUUCAAAGAACCAUAUGCAGUCAUUGAAGACAACCUCAAAAUAGACAACUUUGAGGUAACAUCAAGUGGAGACAUUUUUACCGUCAAGUUUGGCAAGAUGCACGCUGAGGUCCACGCUAAGCCCCUGCUGGUGAACGUCUUCCGUGACCAGAAGCUCGUCGUGGCCCUCAAUGCUCGAGGCCUCCUCAAGUUUGAGCAAUACAGAAAGAAACCUCACGAAAUCCAUGAAGGGGAGGCUGUGAUGGAGGGAGCGGCCGCUGGGGAGGAGGAACCAAGCCACGCAGAACAGGAACUGAAUGAAGCUCUUCAGCCUCCUGCUGGUGAAGACCCUCUGGACGAGCCUGACAAAGAUGGUCUAUGGGAAGAGACCUUCAAAGGCCACACAGACUCAAAGCCUCGUGGCCCGUCCUCCGUCGGCAUGGACGUGUCCUUCAUGGGGGCCUCUCACGUCUACGGUAUCCCUGAACAUGCAGAUUCUCUGCCACUCAAAAACACCGCUUCUGGUGACCCAUACCGCCUGUACAAUCUUGACGUGUUCGAGUACGAGAUCGGUAACCCCAUGGCGCUGUACGCCAGCAUCCCUGUCAUGCUGGCGCACUCCCUGGACGGCACAGCCGCUGUCUUCUGGCAUAACGCUGCUGAAACUUGGAUUGAUAUUAAGCACUUGCCAGACACUAACGUAGUGUCGUCCAUCACGGGCUUCUUCUCUGGGGGCGGGGGAGGCCCCGACGCGACACAGCAGGUGUCCACGCACUGGAUGUCUGAGUCCGGCGUCCUGGACGUCUUCGUGAUGGCCGGGCCUGCGCCCCUAGACGUCUUCAGGCAGUACGGCACCAUCACCGGCACCACCAACCUACCCCCGCUGUUCUCGCUAGCGUACCAUCAGUGCCGCUGGAACUACAACGAUCAAGAGGACGUUGAACAAGUGCAUGCAAACUUCGACAAGUAUGAUGUGCCCAUGGAUGUUAUGUGGCUAGACAUCGAGCACACGGAUGGCAAGCGAUACCUGACGUGGGACGAACACAAGUUCCCUGACCCCGUGAAGAUGACGGACCAACUCUCUGCUAAAGGCCGCAAGUUGGUUACUAUAGUCGACCCUCACAUCAAGCGCGACACUAACUACUUCUUCUACAAGGAGAACCAUGACCUCGACCACUUCAUCAAGACUAAGGACGGCUCAGAAUUUGAUGGCAAGUUAUUCUUGUUGUUUACUUGUGUGAUGAUGGUGCUAGGUGUGAUGGUGGUGCUAGGUGUGAUGGUGGUGCUAGGUGUGAUGAUGGUGCUAGGUGUGGUGAUGGUGCUAGGUGUGAUGGCGGUGCUAGGUGUGAUGGCGGUGCUAGGUGUGAUGGUGGUGCUAGGUGUGAUGAUGGUGCUAGGUGUGAUGAUGGUGCUAGGUGUGGUGAGUGUGAUGAUGGUGUCAAAUGUGGGUUCAACUCUAGACACGUUCACUUGGAAUGACAUGAACGAACCCUCCGUGUUCAACGGCCCUGAGGUGACCAUGCAGAAGGACUGCGUCCACCCUGGUGUUGGCGUCGAGCAUCGUGAACUCCACAACGUCAACGGCAUGUUGUUUCACUCUGCCACGUACGAGGCACACCUCCAGCGCAGCAACAACCGUCUUCGGCCGUUCGUGCUGACGCGGUCAGCGUACGCAGGUUCGCAGCGCACAGCAGCCAUCUGGACGGGUGACAACACAGCGGACUGGGGACACCUCAAGUAUUCUGUGCCUAUGAUCCUCUCACUCAGUAUCACGGGACUGUCACACGCCGGUGCUGAUAUUGGCGGCUUCUUUGGCAAUCCUGAACCUGCAUUGCUCGCCCGGUGGUACCAGGCAGCAGCAUACACGCCCUUCAUGUGUGCGCACGCACACAUCGACACGAAGCGACGGGAGCCGUGGCUGUUCGAGCGCCCCACGCUAGCGGUGAUAAGACGCGCCAUCAAGGACCGCUACCGCCUCCUGCCGCUGUGGUACACGCUCUUCUGGCACAACCAAAGAACUGGCGAGUCACCCUCACUAUAUGGUAUAUGGUAUAAGGUACCGCCUCCUGCCGCUGUGGUACACGCUCUUCUGGCACAACCAAAGAACUGGCGAGUCACCCUCACUAUAUGGUACCGCCUCCUGCCGCUGUGGUACACGCUCUUCUGGCACAACCAAAGAACUGGUACCGCCUCCUGCCGCUGUGGUACACGCUCUUCUGGCACAACCAAAGAACUGGCGAGUCACCCUCACUAUAUGGUAUAUGGUAUAAGGUACCGCCUCCUGCCGCUGUGGUACACGCUCUUCUGGCACAACCAAAGAACUGGUGCCCCGCCGAUGCGUCCCAUGUGGGUCGAGUUCCCAGGAGACGAGCAGACGUUUGACUUGGACCUGCAGUACAUGGUCGGCAGCAGCCUGCUGGUCGCGCCCGUUGUGGAGUCAGGAGCGACGGCAUUGACGGUGUACUUCCCCACCGGCAUUUGGUACGACGUCCUGGACAAUUCGGUCGUGCAAGGCCCCGGCACCGCCUCCGUCCACGCGCCUCCUGAGAAGAUCCCCGUAUUCCAACGUGGAGGCAGCAUCGUGCCCCGGAAGGAGCGUGUGCGCCGCUCGUCAGCGCUCAUGAGAGACGACCCCUACACGCUCAUCAUCGCGCUCGAUAAGGACGGCAACGCUGCUGGCGACCUCUACAUUGAUGACGAACACACCAUGGCAUAUAAGAACAAUGAGUAUCUGUACAUACAACUGAAGUUCAGCAAGAAUGAGCUGAGCAGCUCGGUGGUGGAGCCUCAGUCACCCACCUACUCCACCAAGAGCUGGCUGGAGAGGGUCGUCGUGCUGGGCCUUGCUACGCCACCUACUAAAGUCACUCUCACGCUGAAAGGUGGUAAGGUCGUGUCUCUGGAGGGCUCGUACAGCGCAGCACGGGACGGAGUGGCUAGUCGGCUCAUCAUCCGCAAGCCUGACAUCAACAUCGCUCAGACCUACACUAUUGCCCUGCACUAUUAACUUCUGUCAUCAUUGUGCAACCCUUCCUGCCUCAAAUUCUUCACUGUAUCAUUAUUGAGCUUCACUCCUGCCUCAAUUUCUUUCUAUGGCACUCACUCUGUUCAUUUUAUGUUAACCAAGGUGAAGGUAUUGCUGUAAUUAUCUUCGGCAAUUACUGAUAUUUUUUCUAUUUUGUAUGAAAUCGAAAUCAUUUUUAAUUGAUAUCGCAUCUUCGUAGCAUCCCUCUUGGAAGUAUUAAGCAACUUCGUUAAAUUCAACAAGGCAAGAGAAAGAAAGUAUUCAAGAAAACUCUAUUUUAGUUCGUAUCAUUCCUAGUUACAUGUAAACUUUAACAUGGUUGUGGUUCGGUAUGAAAAAGCUUUGAUGCGACAUUUUGUUUUGGACAAAGAUAUUUGCUAAAUGUGUAAUUCAUGUAUGUUAAAUUUGAAGCAUGAAUUAAAAUUGAGAAAAAACUUACUUUAUGAUCUGACUGAGAUUAUGAUGGAAGAACUCUGUUAUUGCUGCAAUUCCAGUUUGAAUUAAGCAGAUGUGAAUUUUGUGUUGUACUUCCUAAGAUGUAUUGCUGUUCAAUAAGACUUGGUGUGAAUGUUUUUACGUAUGAGCUAUUUAUUACUGUUGGUGUGGGCAAUGCUAUGUUGAUUUAACUUGGCUAGGCUCAUGGUUUUCAAGAUUUACUCGCCAUAGUUACGUCUAUUCGCAACCGCUUCUAUGGUGUUUAGUGUCAAAAUCCAAGUAUGCAUUGAAUUACUAUGUACAAUAAACUGUCGUACUAUCUUUAUUCCACUUUUACAAUAUUUUUCUUUUCAACAGUUCAUUGGGGAUAUUAUUUUUUAUUUGAAUGUUUUUAUGUAGGGAGACUUGUUGCUAUGGGUUGAAAUAGCUUGAUCGUCACAUCGAUGUUAAGGAGGAUUUACGCAUUCUUGCCCUUAUUCGUUCUUGUUAUUAUUGACGUAUGUGCAAAAAUGUAUCAAGUCCUCAGUUCUAAUGAGUGUAACGCAGAUAUUUAUUAGUAAACUUGUCGACUUAGUUCAGUUGCUUUCAUGAAGAACGCAAUAAAUCGAUCUUAAGUUAUACGUAGAAUAUGAUAAGUUGUCACACAUGUGGUUUUGCACUUGAAACUUGAAUUUUAGCUGUAGCUGUGUGUAACUAGGGUUAGUUAAGAUUUUUUCAUAACUGCCAUCAUACAUUUACAGCGGGCAUGCUAGCGUAUUGUUCGAGUUUGUUUCAAUGCGAUCAUCUUGCUCGAAAUUUUAUGUGAAUUCAGAGCAUCAACUUCAGGCACAAUACAUUCACUCAGUCACAAUUGUCCCUGUGCUGAGGCUUUGUGGAGGCUUGUUGAAUUGUUUAUCGUAUGAUCACCAGUUUGAGCCCAAUAAAUUUGUAAGAAAGCUCA